This is a messenger RNA of Nymphalis io (European peacock), 1107 nucleotides long. Its product is annotated as venom protease-like. Bases 1 to 1107 code for a protein of 368 amino acids. Gene Ontology annotation, biological process: proteolysis. The transcript is spliced from 8 exons. Gene Ontology annotation, molecular function: serine-type endopeptidase activity. NCBI's taxonomy places the organism in Eukaryota, Metazoa, Arthropoda, Insecta, Lepidoptera, Nymphalidae. The record is from RefSeq and is a predicted model, not a curated record.
AUGGAGGAAACAUGCACAACAAACGAAGGUGGCGUCGGAAGUUGCAUAGCAAUAGCCUCGUGCCCGACCUACGUGAAGCUAUUGCAACAAUUCAGAACAAAACCGGCAUAUGUGCAAGUGUUGAAGAGAGCUCAUUGCGGCUUUGAAGGAAACUAUCCUAAGGUUUGCUGCCCAAUAGCCACUACACCUAAUGAUCCGCUACAAUCCACACCCUCUCACGCGGCACCUACUGUGAUAGCUUCUGUAACAGAUGACGCGGUAUCUAACAAAUCCCUGGCAUCAGACUUCCUUCCAGCGUUCCCGGCGCCACCAGAUUGUGGAGUUAGCAACGUCUCAUUUACUAGAGUGGUCGGAGGAGUUGACGCUAAGCUAGGUGACUUCCCGUGGAUGGCGUUACUGGGUUACAAAGAAAGCGGUGACGCUGAAACUCACUGGAAGUGUGGAGGUUCCCUCAUCAGCUCGCACCACGUGUUAACCGCAGCGCAUUGCAUACAUCGCCAUGAAAAAGAUUUAUACUUAGUGCGACUCGGUGAGCUGGACUACGCGAGGGAGGAUGAAGGAGCAACUCCGAUAGACGUCCUCAUCAAGUACAAGAUCAAACACGAAGGCUACAAUUACAAGACGUACGUGAAUGAUAUCGGAUUACUGAUACUGCAAAACGAUGUAGAGUUCACAGAAUUUAUCAAGCCCAUAUGUUUACCUGUGACCAGCGAUUUAAGGAGUAAUACCUUUGAGAAAUACAACCCUAUCAUAGCUGGAUGGGGACAUACUCAAUACGGUGGUACAUCAGCAUCACACUUGCAAGUUUUGCAGCUGCCAGUUGUCAGUAAUGACAUUUGUAGAAAAGCGUACAUCGAUUACAAGGCCCAGGUGAUAGACGAGCGAGUUUUAUGUGCUGGAUUCAAGAAGGGCGGUAAAGACGCUUGCAAAGGAGACAGUGGUGGACCAUUGAUGCAGCCAAUUCCCGAAAACAUGACGUCUUAUUUCUUCCAAAUCGGAAUAGUCUCCUACGGAAGGAGAUGCGCGGACGCUGGCUUCCCUGGCAUUUACUCGCGCGUCACCUACUUCGUGCCGUGGCUGCAACAGAACAUUUUAGGCAGUGCUUAA